AUGGCGUCGGCGUCGGAGCAGAUCCCAUCGCCACCCACCUACAGGUUCCGGCCUACGAAGCGCGAGCUCGUUCGAGGACGACGCGGCGGGGAGCACCAGGACCGCGGCUGCGAUGGCGGCGUCGGGACGUGGAAGAUGCAGAGCAGCCUCGAGAAGUGCCUGCGCGUCCGCGGCAAGAGGAUCAAGAUCCACGUCAGCAACCUCAACCUGCACAUGGGCAAAGGCAAGAACAGCGGCAGCGUGGGGUGGGUGAUGCACGAGUACACCAUCGCCGCGCCGCCCUGCCCGUCGCCCGUCAAGAUCUGCCACAUUGCCUUCAGCGGCCACGGCCGGAAGCGCAUGCGCGUGCCGGAUGGCCAACAAGUCCGGCAGAGCCCUCUUCUUGGCAGCAGCGACUUUCAGGGCUUCCCGUCCGCAGUGUCAGAGCAGUACCCCGGGUUGGAGGCGCAGGUGCCGACAACAGAGCAGCAGGACACCGUGGCGCCGCAGUUGAUGGUCCAACAAUCUACCAUGCCGAUGGUGCAGCAGCUGUCUGAAGGAGAACUGGAGUUCUGGAGCUCGAUAGGGGUUGAUGUGCAGAGCAAUAACAGUUUUGAGCAGGAGCACUCCACAGGGGUCCAGAGCAGCUGUGUGGUGUCCAACAACGGUGCCAUGGCAACAGGGGUCCCGAGCAGCUGGGUGGUGCCCAACACCGGGGCCACGGCAACAGGGGUGCAGAGUAGCUGGGUGGCAGGAGACCUUGAUGAUUUCUGCAGGUCAUUACUGGCUAAUGUGCGGACCAACUGUGCGGCGCCGGGCUUCGGCAACAUGGCCACCGGAGCGCUGGGCGGUGGCUGCUCGUUGAUCUGUAAGUAG
This is a messenger RNA of Miscanthus lutarioriparius, 855 nucleotides long. Lineage: Eukaryota; Viridiplantae; Streptophyta; Magnoliopsida; Poales; Poaceae. The record is from the annotation of a GenBank genome assembly.